This is a messenger RNA of Fusarium odoratissimum NRRL 54006, 1838 nucleotides long. RefSeq lists its product as uncharacterized. NCBI's taxonomy places the organism in Eukaryota, Fungi, Ascomycota, Sordariomycetes, Hypocreales, Nectriaceae. The record is from RefSeq and is a predicted model, not a curated record. Gene Ontology annotation, molecular function: beta-glucosidase activity. Gene Ontology annotation, biological process: glucan catabolic process. The transcript has 2 exons. Gene Ontology annotation, cellular component: extracellular region; cell surface. Bases 419 to 1711 code for a protein of 430 amino acids.
UGCGAACCCAGCGACAUAUUGCAAAAGGGGAAAUCCGUAUCCAUUCGUCGGGAAAUGAGUUCAUCCUCAAGACAUGAGGAGUGCAUGAAGUAUCACCACAAAGUUGAAAUGCCCGCUUACUCAAUGGCCUCGACCUUCCACGAUGGCAUGAUCCGGGGUACUUCAAUGCAACUUAACGGGCCGAAUAGGCUCAAUGCCCUGAUCAGCUGGCCCUAUGCAGUAGAUUGAAGGAAAGAAAUGGCCAGAAAGUAGGCUGAGACAGAUAAGCGGAGUUUGAAAUGAUCGGCAUGAUGUGAGGCUGAGGUGAAUAGCCUAUACACUGAACAAAUUACUCUCAGUAUAUAUCUACACUAUUCUUCACGAUAGUCUAGUUAUUCUUAUUCUCAUCUCACCAUUCUUGCAGCAGCUUCUCAUCAAGAUGCAUUACUCGACCCUUGUUCCCUUGAUCCUCGCUGGCUCCGCCUCAGCAUGGCUUCCUCAUGAGCGCGACCUGGCCGCGUUUAAUCAGACUGCUCGCCACGAACAACUUGGGAAACGAUUCAAGCCAAGCUUGCCCAGCGGUGUAACAAAGAUCCGUGGUGUCAACUUCGGUGGCUGGCUUGUCUGUGAGCCCUGGAUGCAGCGAGAUGAGUGGGCAAAUGUCCUCCAGUGCGGCGACUCUGUAUCCGAGUUCGACUGCAUGCGCAAUCACUACUUAGGAUCAAACCGCGAAACUGGCAACAAUCGCUUCGAACAGCAUUGGAAGAACUGGAUCAACCCCGCAACUGUCCAGUCCGUCCAUGACGUCGGACUCAACACCAUCCGGAUCCCCAUCGGAUACUGGUCCUACACUGAUAUCGUCGACAAGGCUAGCGAACCUUUUGCUGAUGGCAACCGCAUGCUUCCUUACCUCGACGCUGUCGUCCAAAAGGCUGCUGACCUCGGAAUCUAUGUCAUCAUUGAUCUUCACGGUGCUCCUGGAGGCCAGCAGGAGGAUGUCUUCACUGGCCAGAACAACAAACCAGCUGGUUUCUUCAAUGACUACAAUUUUGGCCGUGCGCAGAAGUGGCUUGCUUGGAUGACGAACCGUAUUCAUACCAACUCUGCUUACUCAACCGUCGGUGUAAUCGAGGUCCUCAACGAGCCUGUUUCUCGCCAUGAUGCGAACAACCGCUAUCCUGCUCCCGGCGAGGACCCAGGCUUGAUUCAGAAGUACUAUCCUGCCGCCCUCAAAGCCGUCCGUGACACCGAAGCAUCUCUCAAAGUCCCCGAUAACAAGAAGCUUCACGUUCAGUUCAUGUCCAGCAAAUGGGACUCCGGAAACCCCCGCUCCGUAUCCUCCGUAGCCAACGAUCCCUACACUGCUUUCGACGACCAUAACUACAUCGGUUUCGCUCUUGGUAACGACAACGGCGAUCAGUACAAGCUCAUGCACAGCGCUUGCACUGACUCUCGCCUCGUUAGCGGCCAGGACUUUACUUUCACUGGUGAAUGGAGUAUGACUUCGAACGCUGAUUGGCAUGACAAGAAUUUCUUUAACAAGUUCUUUACGGCUCAGCAGCAGCUGUAUGAGAAGCCCGGUAUGGCGGGGUGGAUUUACUGGACUUGGAAGACUGAGACGAAUGAUCCGAGAUGGACGUAUUCUUAUGCGACGUAUCUGAAUUACAUUCCUACUGAUGCUGCUGGCCUAGAGAAGAAUGUCUACCAAGACGUUUGUGCUGGUUAUCGAUAGAUUCAACUUGUUGUUUCUUGUCGAGAAUCAGGGGCUAUGGGAAAAGCUCUUGGCACUAAACUAGGUAGUCUAAAGGUCUACUCAGUCUAUACUAAAUUUACCUGAGUCUUUUUAUGAUUUAGGAAAG